Molecule: messenger RNA, 702 nt
Organism: Aspergillus mulundensis
Lineage: Eukaryota; Fungi; Ascomycota; Eurotiomycetes; Eurotiales; Aspergillaceae
Product: kinetochore Spc25 family protein
Exons: 2
Coding region: 1-702 (233 amino acids)
Biological process (GO): chromosome segregation
Cellular component (GO): Ndc80 complex
Source: RefSeq, a predicted model, not a curated record
AUGGCCGACUCGCUCCCAAGCAUCAAUUUCGGCUUUGAAGAUUUGCGCAAUCGCAUGGCCCAGUUCACGGCUCAGUUUGACGCAUUUAUAGAACGCGGUAGGAAACAGGUUCUGGAAGAAAGGAAUCAGUUUAAGAUCGGCCUAGCUGAACUACAAGAAGAUGAACGAAUGAGGCAACGUGAUAUUGAGAUCCUCAAUCUCAAAUCGCAAACCCACGAACAGACUCUCCAGAAAGAAGCCGCCGAGGCCGCUGAGAUGCACGCCGCUGUUUCUUCCGUUACAUUAGAACGCGACUCCCGUCUUACAAAGCGUGACCGGCUGAGGCAGCAAAUUGAAGAAACACAAAAGGCCAUCAAUAAAAAACUGGAAGCGCAGAAGAGUCACUCCCGCUACCUUGAUGCACAGGCACGUCUAAACGUACCGGAACUUGAAUUUUGGCAAGACUAUCUGUGCUUACGAAUAGAGGGUGCGGGCAGAGAAGAUCGUUUAAAAUUUGUUUACAGUCAUUUGCUGGAGAAGGAUUGGGAAGCUGAAGCAUGGUUUGAACUGGGCACGUCCAGCCGCGAUUAUGAAGUCUUCCAUACACGACCCAAGCUAGAUAGGGACUCUUUGGACCUGGAGCUAGACAUUUUGAAUGAGGACCGCGACUUCGGCGCCUUCCUGAAGAGGAUGCGCAGGUUAUUCGUCGAGGUGUUGAAAUAG